Molecule: messenger RNA, 3669 nt
Organism: Amoebophrya sp. A120
Lineage: Eukaryota; Dinophyceae; Syndiniales; Amoebophryaceae
Source: the annotation of a GenBank genome assembly
AUUAGUAGGAGGAGGACAACAGACGGUCCUCAGGAAGUAGCUCUUGACUUAAUAUCAGAGCUGCGAUCAUCUACUAUAUGCAUCUCUGACCACCCUGUCUGAGAUCUGGUGCGAUCAAUCUUCACGCGCUCCUGCCUUUCUACUCGCACACGAAACGGGGCAAGUACCAGAAUUGGAACUAAGUAUUUAAGUACAUCAGACAUGUCUACCUCGGACGACGAUUCAGAUUUUCGGCGCCCCGCCGCUCUUGGAGGCGAGGGCGAGUAUGACGCAGCAGCUCCGGGCGACGAUGACACCGACUCCGUUGCGAGUCCGCGGCGGUUCCGCAACCCCGUGGGCGUCAAUGUCGAUGGUGUUUUCACAUCUACCGGCGGAGGACAUCAGCCGCACCUCCAGACAGGGCGAGGGAGUCGCGGACACGCUAGUACUGGCGGUUCAUCGACCUCUUCGUCCGCUGGUCGUAAAAAGAUGAAUCCUGCGCAACUGGUUGCGGCUACGACGCCGACAACAGGAACGGCCACGGGAGAUGCAGGCGGCAACUAUUUGUACGACGAGCAGAUCGGAUCGGAGUCAACCUCAUCCACCUCGCGUGUGAGGUUUCAUGCGGAUGGCGAACAAGAACUACCAGGUGGAACAGAUGGAGGCGCCAGGACCUCUACUUUGUCUUCGCGAAAAAAUAAAUCUGCAUCUGGUGGAGGAACAUCAAGAGGCAGCCGUGGGCGGCCUUCCAACAAGAAAGCCCUGGAUCCCGCGAUCGCGCGCGAGUUGCAAUACGACCAGGCGUACUUGCGAGAUUUGAUUCUCGCCCACCAAGUUGUCACCCCUCAGAAUCAACAGCCGACCGUGCCUUUUGCGUCAUCUUUAUCUGACGGCGGAAUAAUUUCUACAGGUUCGCUUGAUGAAAAUCAAAAUCCUGAUGACGAGUCAAGGCACCUGAUUCCCGUUUUCUUAGAUGCCAGGACCGGACAAAUCGUGCAAAGGGACACAAGUGUAAGUGAAGACGUGGGAGGUCGAAGAUUUCCACUGGAGCACGGUGCGCAACUGGAAGUAGAGCAAGCGUCUUCUUCGUCUCGUUCGCGACCGAAUUUCGGUCCUCGGGGAGCAGGACCGAAUACAAAUCACCCUCCAGCUACUGCUAAAAACGCGAAUGACCGCACCUCCACGCUGUCCAUGGCCGCCCACGCCCCCGCGCCCGCCUCCGCGCUGCCGCCCAACGGCAACGAGCGCGACGCCGACAUGCUCUUGCGGCCCAGCUUUAACUUUGUGGAGCACUUCGCCGCGCCAACCGAAACCCUCAUUCCACCCCCGGAAUCCGCGGACGAGGAGAUGGAGCCCCUGCAGAUUUUCCGCGUCAAUGGAGACCCGUUGAACAUUGCCAUCCCGAAGAAGCAGCUCGGCGUCUUUACCAUCGGCUUACUCCGGCCGAUGGUGGCCGCCGCCGUGGAGGCGCCGGAGCCGGUGGUCAAUUUGUUAGACGUGGAAACCGGCACUCUGCUCGCAGAUGAAGACCUCUUGGUCAACGACGAGCUCCUGCGCGGAGGUGGAGAAGAUAGUACUGCGUCGCAGCCAGAAGCAGGGUUAACUACGACUGCGAGGGAGAGGACUUCUACAACAAGCGGAACUGCGUCCAGCAGAAACAGGAACAAGACUACACCGAAUAAAAACACACAGCAGCAGCAGCACCUCCUCCCAGGUUCGCCCAGUAGCGCCUUUUCCUCCUCCGCGGAAGACUUCCACCCCGACGGCGAAGCGCCGCCGCAUAGUGAAGAUGUUGCCACGACACCGCUGAUGUUGAACCAGCUAGAGCGACAAGAAACUACGACGAGUGCUGGCAACGAGGAGGAGAUGAACGACAAUCCGCAAAAGAACAACCGGCGCAGUGGUCCUGGCGGCAAGACCACGCCGGCUUCUGGAGCGAGAGCUGCAGUAGACCACGCGUCCAACCUUCCGCCACCGCGGCAAUUGCUGGCCAUCGUGAAGAACAUGGAGUUUGAGGACAGUUCCCUCGCCGAGGCGCUCGGCAGUCGGAGCAACAACCCGGAGGUAAUUGUGUUCCAGAUGGCAACUGACGAAUUGAACGCGGUUGACCCUCCCACCGGCGACACCUUCCUGCACAAGUACUGCCGGGAGGAGCGCGUUCCGGUCGUUCUCGCGUUGUUGAAACAGGUGCCGCGCUUCCACAAGGUGAACCACGUGAACAAAAACGGGGAGACGGCGCUGCACAUUGCCUGCUUAUGCUGUGCAAAAGUAUCGUAUUCGUAGUGAUUGCGUUUAUGCAUUUACAAAUCUCUUUGUCAAGGUAAUUCAGCAUUACAAAUUUAAUUUGUAAUGCUGGACUAAUUUGUAAUGCAUUUAUACGAGUACGAUUACGAUACUUUUGCAAUCCAUACUGCUACGUGGGGAACGAGAGUCUGGUCAAGCCGUUACUCGCGUGUCCCUACUUCUUGAACUUUGCCCACCGGGAUUUAUUGGACAACACGGCCUUGCACUACUGCAUCUUUCAAAACAACAUUCCGCUGAAAAACUUGUUUGCAACCAUCUUCCGGGCGUUCGCCUUCCAGUUUCCGCACUCGCGGCGCGCGCGACGCGUCGGGGGUCUGCUGACCACCGCCAAGGACCCGGAGGGGCACCAGAAAGUCAACGCCUUGGAUGCCAUGUUGUUCACCAAUAGCUUAGGCUUGAUGACCCGCACCUCGGCGACUCUGGCGGCCGAUCUGGAAGUAGAGCAGAGGACCGAGGAAGAAUUUCAGCAGUACCCGUUUAUCUCCUCAGUGCUCGGGCCCGAGGGUGCUGGUGGAGCUUUAUCGAGAAGUUCAUCUCGGGGUGCAACCGGUGCUACUACCCAACGAAGACGUACCAGGAUGAAAAAUGGGCGACAACUUGUUCCCUCUACUUCGUCCAGGACAUCAACAGCACUACCCCAGCCCUCAUGGCUGCUCGCCACGACCUCGCCGCAGCUGGAUGUUCUUGGGCACGACUCGAGCGAGUCGGAGAGUAGCGACGAGGAGCUUUCGGCGAUUCGGAGGUAUCCCGGGGUACCCGAAGAACAGCAGAAUGAGGUGCAAAAAGAGGAUGUUUCCCUGUCUUUACUCCACCAACUGCGGGAGACCGCGGUGCUGGCCCUGAACGCGGCCGUGCGGUACAGCUCCUCGCUGUUAGAUCUGUUUGAGGCGAAAAAAAUCACUAAUUUGGACGAGUACCUGGAGCAGGGAGAAAUAAACAGAGACGAGAGCAGAGGCGGAACCGACGCAGGCGCGCAGCAAGACGUAUCUCCCGGGAUUGCUUUUAUCACGCACCCAGCGGCGGCCGUGCCAGCAGAACCAGAUGAGGGUGUGGCGCCAUGACUUGUCGUCAAGAUGCAACAAGGGGAAAAUGAAAUGAUGUAUGACAGUUGGUGACCUCCUCGACUUGGACUUGAGAUGCAAUAUUAUUUAAGAACGGCUGAUGAUGGCCGCGUGGAUAGCGACAGCUUCCGAUCAUGCGCAAUUUUUAAGACCACCACCAAAAGAAAGGCGAUGCAGAAGAGACGAGCCGAAAAACGUUACAAGACACGCUGCUCUGCUUGUUCUUCAUGUUCAUUGAGAUUGAUUAUUUUUUGCAACAUGAUCAACGGAAACGCUGACACCGUUGUAGCUCUUCAUACCUUCGAACGAUUAAGUUUGAUUGAUA